Messenger RNA from Sesamum indicum (sesame), 861 nucleotides. The record is from RefSeq and is a predicted model, not a curated record. Lineage: Eukaryota; Viridiplantae; Streptophyta; Magnoliopsida; Lamiales; Pedaliaceae.
GAUCAUUUUCAGUUCUUACUAAUGUAUUUCAAUCUAAAAAUAGAUAAUUGAAGGCAAGUUGGUAUAGAGGUUAUGGUAUUUUAAAGAUGAUGAUGAACCCCAUUUUCAGGAUGAGCAAUCCAUAGUCUUUUCCUGUUAUGGACUUGAUCACAUAUGCCCAACGAACCCUUGCUUUCUUCUACAUUCCCUUAUAAAUUUGCAUGAUUCUCAGCCCUUUACAGCACAAGAGAGCAACAAUCUCAAGAACAGAAUGGCCUUCCGUGCGACGCUUGUGUUCAUCACUCUCCUUUCCGUAGCCACCUCCAUGUCCUCAGCUGCAAUCAUCAACGCUGGGAUUCUUGGAGGUGUGCUCACUUGUACUAACACAUCCAUAGCCAUAGUCGGGACGUAUCCCGUUAUCUCACAUGCAAGAGUGAAUCUUGUCUGUGGGAGUGGCUCAUUGGCACAAGUGGUUAGAUCAGUUGUCACGGAUACUGCUGGACUUUACAACUUUCUCUUUACCACUCUCGACACUGUGUUGGCUGACCCUGGAAGCUGCUACCUCACCGCCGCCAUUCCAUCCGGCUCUUGCUUCUUUAGCCUUCCCUCUGGUGUUCUGAGGAUCCCUGUUGUUGUUCUUGGCACAAUCGAUGCGUUGGUCGGACAAUUGCUCGUUCUUGCUCCCGGGCCAAUGUCCUUUGUGGUUCCGGCCUAAUCAGCUGCAAAAUAUCCGCCACCAUGCAUGGUUCAUGAAAUAAGGAGAAGUUAAGGAGAUAGAGACUUCGAUUAAUGCUAAUGUAUUGCCCAUAAGAUGGUUCAUCUUUGAUCAUUGUGAUGUUUCUUUUCUUUACAUUAAUAAAGCAUGAGCAUUCUGGUUAAAAA